Ziziphus jujuba (common jujube) is the source of this 740-nucleotide messenger RNA. Its product is annotated as heavy metal-associated isoprenylated plant protein 2-like. The transcript is spliced from 3 exons. The record is from RefSeq and is a predicted model, not a curated record. Gene Ontology annotation, molecular function: metal ion binding. The coding region runs from base 150 to 512 and encodes 120 amino acids. NCBI's taxonomy places the organism in Eukaryota, Viridiplantae, Streptophyta, Magnoliopsida, Rosales, Rhamnaceae.
AUAUAUAGACACUUGUUAUGUUUAGGAGACCACCUUAUAUGCAUUGCAUUGCCCUCCUGCAAUCUUCAUAUUUCUUUGCAGAUCCCACACUUCUUAAAAGCAGACAGUAGUCCAGCUAGCUAGCUAGCUAUUUCACUUGCUUUCCAGAAAUGAAGAAAAUUGUAAUAAAAGUGGCUAUCAAUUGCCAGAUAUGCAAGACAACUUUAUUAAAAGCGGUGACCAAACUUUCAGGUAUAAUUGAAGUAGCGGUGGAUGGGGAGAAGGAAUUGUUAACAGUAGUAGGGGAAGCGGACCCGGUUAAAGUGGUAAAAAAGUUGAGGAAGUUGGGUAAACCAGCCGAUGUUGUGAGUGUUGGACCUCCAAAGGAAGAAGAAAAAGAAAAAGAAAAAGAAAAAGAUAAAGAUAAAAUUCCCUGUUGCAUCCUCCCUCCUUGCUGUAAUGACUGUCAGCUUGUUGGCGUUGGAUCAUUUGCAUCUGAUUAUGAAUAUGGCAGAAUUUGCAAUAUCAUGUGAACCAAAAAAAAAAAAAAAGAAAAAAAAAAGGGAAAAAAUCAAUAUAUAUGUAUGGGUAUAUAAUUACCCCGAGGAAAACCGUACUUCCAUUUCGUUGGUGAAGAAAGAAUUUUGCAUAAAUUUUACAUGUGUUUAAUUACGAGCUGGGAGAAAGUUAUUGUAAUACUGAAAUUUCGCCUUGUUUGAGGGUUUUAAUUUAAUGCCAUUGAAAUGUUGGUUAAUUUUUAA